CUCUAUUUUUACACUGACUUCAUCACUGGCAUUUUCAAAGUUCUAUUUUGAUUUACAGAUUUACAAAUGAUACAGGUGGGUUUCUCAGAGCUGCAGUCGUGAACAGGAAGGACCUGUUUCUAGAGAUAUCAGACGUUAAUACUAAAGACAUGAACAAGUCUGUCCUCCAAAGAUAUGCACCAAGAUAUGUUUUUUGUCACCUCACUUUACACCAUCAUGUCCGGACAUCCUUUAUGUGGCCUGCAUGAGCGCUGACGUCAAGAUGAAAAGCCCGCCCCUCUGCAAACCUCUUAAAAGCUUUAUCAAGUUCCCUCGAUUUCCACUGACGCACCAUGAACAAGUUCAUUACAGCGGCUCUUCUUCUGACCAGCUUCAGCUGGAGCUCUUGGUCUGUCGUAGUGACGGUCAAACCUGGUGAAGACGUUGUCCUGACAUGCAGGAAAGUCAAAGAAGAAGUGUUUUGGACCAGUUUGGUUAAUAAUGGGACCUACACGUGCAUCGCCACCAACAACAACGACGCCUCAUUGUGUCCAGGAAUGAAAAAUAAUGCAAGAUUUCAAAUUAGUGUCGACAAGUUUUUUGUCUAUCUCAAAAUCAAGCUUGUCAAAAUGGCCGAUAGUGGUUUUUACUUUUGUGUCUUUCGCAUUUUCCGAAAUGGAGAGGUUAAUGUUGUGCAGUUAAAUGUUGAAGAUGUUGAAGAUGAUGUCGUGCAAGACCCAAAAGAAAAUACCGGAUGUGAUGGCAUUUCUGCAUUAUGGGUCGGUGUAACACUUGGAGGUCUGUGUGUUGUUCUUGUACUUGUGAUAGUUGUGUUUGCUCUUAAAGUCAAGAAAAUGCAAACAGCUCAAAGUCAAGAACCCACUGGAUCCAGAGAGAACGAAGCAACUCAAGACCUCAACUACGCAGCCGUGAAUUUCCAGCCAAAAACAAGACACCCCAGAAGAGCCUUACAAAAUGAUCCACAUGUGAUUUACGCUGCCACAAGAUAA
This is a messenger RNA of Boleophthalmus pectinirostris (great blue-spotted mudskipper), 989 nucleotides long. RefSeq lists its product as uncharacterized. Lineage: Eukaryota; Metazoa; Chordata; Actinopteri; Gobiiformes; Gobiidae. Bases 333 to 989 code for a protein of 218 amino acids. The record is from RefSeq and is a predicted model, not a curated record. The transcript has 6 exons.